This is a messenger RNA of Apodemus sylvaticus (European woodmouse), 1958 nucleotides long. RefSeq names its product fibroblast growth factor 9 (gene Fgf9). Gene Ontology annotation, biological process: regulation of cell migration; cell differentiation; positive regulation of protein phosphorylation. Gene Ontology annotation, cellular component: cytoplasm. NCBI's taxonomy places the organism in Eukaryota, Metazoa, Chordata, Mammalia, Rodentia, Muridae. The transcript has 3 exons. The record is from RefSeq and is a predicted model, not a curated record. Gene Ontology annotation, molecular function: fibroblast growth factor receptor binding; growth factor activity. The coding region runs from base 810 to 1436 and encodes 208 amino acids.
UGCGCAGGAGGAGCGCUCCGCGGCCACGGCGCUGCGCGGCCCGCGCGGCGACACCUGUUCGCGGCAGCCCGGGCAGCACGCGAGCUCCGGGACGCGGUCCUCGCCCGCCGCUAGCCGCUCGCCUCAUUGCAAGCCGCUGGACCUCCGCAGAGCCUCUGCAGCGUUCUGGAUACUAGCUUUGGACGCCGAAAGUUUUUUUCCUUCUUUUUGUUAUAUUAUCCUUAUUUUUUGGAGGAGGGACUGGGAGGAGAGAUUUGUCGCCGCCGCCAACGUGAGAUUUUUUUUUUCCCCUUGAAGGAUUCAUGCUGAUGUCUGCAGAGUCGGUUAGAGAGUAAAAACAGCGCAUGCCUUUCUGGAGUCAGGAUCCGUAAAUUCUGACGUAGCCCGAGCAUCUUAAAAAUCCCUGUAAUAUCGCCCCGGCACUUACGUUGCUAUGGUCAUUCUGAUCUCUAAGCAAAUGGAGAAACUACGGAUUUUUUUCCCUUAUUACGGUCGGAUGGGAUGAAGACCUUUCUGCCUGCUGAGAGUCGAGGCUCCAUAUGUAGCGAUGCAUAGCUGUGUUGAUCAGUGUCAGUGUGUGAGUAUAAAGUGGUGGCUUCUUAGACUAUCAGUGGUUUGACCUUGAACCUGUGCCAGAGAAACAGCCGAUUACUUUUAUUUGUGAAUUGGAUGGAUUGAAGAAAAGAACCCUUUUUCCCUCUCUGUCUGCAACUGCAGCAAGGGAGGGGAGUUGGAUAUACCUCGCCUAGUGUCUUCUGGUUGAUACCAUCAUUAUUGUUUAUUCUUGUGCUUAAAAGCCGAGUCCUCUGAUGGCUCCCUUAGGUGAAGUUGGGAGCUAUUUCGGUGUGCAGGACGCGGUACCGUUCGGGAACGUACCGGUGUUGCCGGUGGACAGUCCGGUGUUGCUAAGUGACCACCUGGGUCAGUCCGAAGCAGGGGGGCUGCCCCGGGGACCCGCAGUCACGGACUUGGAUCAUUUAAAGGGGAUUCUCAGGCGGAGGCAGCUGUACUGCAGGACUGGAUUUCACUUAGAAAUCUUCCCCAACGGUACUAUCCAGGGAACCAGGAAAGACCACAGCCGAUUCGGCAUUCUGGAAUUUAUCAGUAUAGCAGUGGGCCUGGUCAGCAUUCGUGGUGUGGACAGUGGACUCUACCUCGGCAUGAACGAGAAGGGGGAGCUGUAUGGAUCAGAAAAACUAACACAGGAGUGUGUGUUCAGAGAACAGUUUGAAGAGAACUGGUACAACACCUACUCUUCCAACCUGUAUAAACAUGUGGACACCGGAAGGAGAUACUAUGUUGCAUUAAAUAAAGAUGGGACUCCAAGAGAAGGGACCAGGACUAAACGGCACCAGAAAUUUACACAUUUUUUACCUAGACCAGUGGACCCUGACAAAGUACCUGAACUAUAUAAGGAUAUUCUAAGCCAAAGUUGACAAAGACAGUGUCUUCACUUGAGCCCUUAAAACAUAACCACUAUAAAUGCUUUCAUGCGGUGGGUUCUUAUUGAUUAGCAGUGCCGUCACCUCAGCUCCACUGUUGCCAAACUUUGUCGCAUGCAUAUGUAUGAUGGAAGCUUGGAUGAGGACUUGCCAAUUUGCUCUGCACUUACUGGCUGGUCCUCCUGGAGGGCUGCCUAGGGCCACUUGCUUGAUUUAUUGCGAAAGCAGGGGAGAGGCUGCGGGAGAGGGUGCGAGCGCAGCAGUGAGUGGAGGGGGACUGCAGCGCGCCACGAGGACAACGGCCCGAUGCAUGCUGGGAAAUAGACACGCUUUUAAAUUUUUGAUCAGUUGAACUUCAUCCUAUAUCAGCACAGCUGCCAUACUUCAACUCAUCAGGAUUUUUGGCUGGUGGCCUGCUCAAGGGAACACUGCCUUUCCACAGGCGUGGAGAGAGCAGUCUCACUUAAAAAGACUAUCAGUUCAUUCUCGCUGGUAUCAUAGCCCAGUGAAUUUAAA